Molecule: messenger RNA, 6989 nt
Organism: Prunus mume (Japanese apricot)
Lineage: Eukaryota; Viridiplantae; Streptophyta; Magnoliopsida; Rosales; Rosaceae
Source: RefSeq, a predicted model, not a curated record
UUUUUUUGUUUGCUCUCAGGUUCCACACCACUUUUUUCACACCAGAAAUCAAACAAGUUGGCAUAAAAUAAGAGUAACAGAUCGUAUUUACACGAGAAAAUCAAAAAAGCUCACUUAAAAAAAUAAAUAAUUAGUUGUCAUCAUAUGAUAAUUCAGAGUUAGAGGCUGGACUGGGGAACAUAACUAGAAUUUAGUCCUUAGUUUCCUUCUGCAAUCCACCCACCCCUUAAAAUAAGAUGACUGAAGCCUGCUGCUCUUUUGGCUGUUUGGCUACGCAGUUCCAAAUCUUUUUGAUUAAAAGAAUACUAAUCUUGAGUAUUUAUAUUGCGCUCUAUCAGCUCAGCCACCAAGCUAGUUGGUUCUGCAAACACUUGUAAGUACCUUUCAAGAGCUUCCAUUACCAGAUAACAGCGGGUUGGUUACUGAUUUAGUCACUCCAAUGGCUGAUCCUGUGACCACCCAAACCUCCUCAGCUUUGCCUCCUCCUCCGACCCGUCCACUGGAAUAUGAGGUGUUCCUCAGUUUUCGAGGUUUUGACACUCGAAAAGGUUUUACUGACCAUUUGUACAAGGCUUUGAUUCGGAACGGAAUCCACACUUUCAGGGACGAUGAACAACUGAAGAGUGGAAAACCCAUUUCAAAGGAACUCCUCAAAGCAAUUGAAGAAUCGAAAAUUUCAGUCAUCAUUCUUUCAACAAACUAUGCGACCUCCACAUGGUGUCUGGAUGAACUUGCGAAAAUGGUUGAACUGGCAAACAAUGAGUCCAGAUUGAUUUUGCCCGUGUUCUACAACGUGACGCCAUCCGAAGUACGAGAGCAAACUGGAGAUCAUUUUAAAAAGGCAUUUGCUCAACAUGAUAAAGAUUUCGAAGGUGAGCCAGGAAAGGUGGCAAGGUGGAAGAACUCUCUCACUGCAAUAGCCGAACUCGAAGCCGAAGGAUUUGAUCUGACAAAUUUUAGAUACGAGACAGAUAUGAUUGAAAAGAUAGUUGAACGUAUUUUUGGUGUUUUGAUUCAAACAUUCUCAAAUGAUGAUUUAAAGGACUUUGUUGGAAUGGAUCGUGUAAAUGAAAUUAAAUCCAAAAUGAGUUUGUGUAUGGGUUCGGAAGAAGUCCGUGUAAUAGGGAUUUGUGGGAUGCCAGGGAUUGGUAAGAGUACUGUUGCCAAAGCUCUUUCUCAAAGAAUUCGCAGUCAAUUUGAUGCUACCAGUUUCAUUUCUAAGGUUGGAGAGAUAUCUAAAAAAAAAGGCUUAUUUCAUGUCAAAAAACAACUUUGUGAUCACUUGUUGGAUAAGAAAGUAACCACAAAGGAUGUCGAUGAUGUGAUAUGUAAGAGAUUGCGUGACAAACGGGUGCUUAUAAUUCUUGACAACGUGGAUGAAUUAGAACAAAUAAAAGCUGUAGCUGGAACUGAUGGUGCAGACUUAUCCAAUCGGUUUGGUAAGGGAAGUAGAAUCAUCGUAACCACAACAGAUGAAAGGUUGUUGAUAUAUUAUAACCACCCAGAAAUAUACACAAUUGAGAAACUUACUUCGGAUCAAGCUCUUCUUCUCUUCUGUCGGAAAGCCCUCGAAACAGACCAUCCCACUGAUGCUUUUAAGAAGUUGUCUAACGAAUUUGUAGAUUACAUUGAUGGUCAUCCAUUGGCUCUUGAAGUUUUCGGUCGCUCCUUACGGGACAGAAAAGAAGACUAUUGGUCCACUAAAUUGAAGUCUUUAAAAGAUAAUAACUACUCUGGUGAGGAGAAAAUUAUUGGUGUUCUUAAAGCAAGUUUUGAUGGAUUAGAGAAUCAAGAACAGAAGGACAUGUUUUUGGACACUGCAUGUUUCUUCAAAGGCGAGGAUGUAUGUCGUCUAGAAAAGAUAUUUGAAAGUUGUGGUUACUAUCCAAGCAUCAAUAUAGACAUCCUCUGUGAGAAAUAUUUAGUAAGUAUGGUAGGAGGAAAAUUGUGGAUGCAUGAUUUACUACAAAAAAUGGGCAGAGAUAUUGUUCGUGGAGAAUCCAAAAAGGAAGGAGAACGCAGCAGAUUGUGGCAUCAUACAGUAGCCCUUCCUGUACUGAGGAAAAAUAAGGGGACAAAAACUGUUGAAGGUAUUUUCCUAAGCUCGCCUCAGCCAGACAAAGUACACUUGAAGAAAGAUCCAUUCUCAAACAUGGACAAUCUAAGAUUGUUGAAGAUUUACAAUGUGGAAUUUUCUGGAUGUCUUGAAUAUCUUUCAGAUGAGUUAAGCUUAUUGGAAUGGCACAAAUGUCCUUUCAAAUCUCUGCCUUCAAGUUUCGAACCCGACAAACUUGUUGAACUGAACUUGUCUGAAAGCGAAAUAGAGGAAUUAUGGGAGGAAAUUGAGAGACCCUUGGAAAAGCUGGCGGUAUUAAACCUUAGUGAUUGUCAAAAGUUGAUCAAGACCCCUGACUUCGACAAAGUCCCAAACCUUGAGCAGCUAAUCCUUAAAGGUUGUACAAGCUUGUCUGCGGUUCCCAACGAUAUCAACUUGAGAUCUCUCACAAAUUUCAUUCUUUCGGGUUGUUCCAAACUCAAAAAACUUCCAGAGAUUGGGGAGGACAUGAAACAAUUAAGGAAGCUUCAUUUAGAUGGGACAGCAAUAGAAGAGCUACCAACAUCAAUCAAGCAUUUGACUGGCCUUAUUCUGCUCAAUCUUAGAGACUGCAAGAACCUUUUGAGUCUGCCAGACGUCAUUGGUACUAGUUUGACAUCACUUCAAAUACUCAACGUCUCAGGUUGUUCCAAUCUUAAUGAGUUACCAGAAAAUUUGGGGAGUUUAGAAUGUCUACAGGAGCUCUAUGCAAGCAGGACAGCUAUACAAGAGCUACCAACAUCAAUCAAGCAUUUGACUGACCUUACUCUGCUCAAUCUCAGAGAAUGCAAGAACCUUUUGACUCUGCCAGAUGUCAUUUGUACUAAUUUGACAUCACUUCAAAUUCUCAACCUCUCAGGAUGUUCGAAUCUUAAUGAGCUACCAGAGAACUUGGGCAGUUUAGAAUGUUUACAGGAGCUAUAUGCUAGUGGGACUGCUAUAAGCCAAGUACCUGAAAGCAUGUCUCAGCUUUCUCAGCUUGAAGAACUUGUUUUGGAUGGUUGUAGCAAGCUUCAAUCAUUGCCAGCACUUCCAUUUAGUAUAAGAGCUAUAAGUGUACAUAAUUGUCCUCUCCUGCAGGGAUCACAUUCAAAUAAAAUAACGGUGUGGCCUUCAGCUGCUGCCGGAUUUAGUUUUCUAAAUCGCCAAAGACAGCACGACAUGGCUCAGGCGUUUUGGUUACCUGAUAAACAUCUAUUGUGGCCAUUCUAUCAAACAUUCUUUGAGGGUGCCAUUCGGCGUGAUGAAAGGUUUGAAUAUGGUUAUCGAUCGAAUGAAAUUCCAGCAUGGUUAAGCCGUCGGAGUACUGAAUCAACCAUAACAAUCCCGCUGCCUCAUGAUGUAGAUGGUAAGAGUAAGUGGAUAAAACUUGCUCUGUGCUUUAUUUGUGAAGCAGCCCAGAAGCAUGAUAGUUUGGAAGAUGUACCAGAAUUUGAUGAGGAAUUGGGAGUAAAAUUCACUCGCAUUCACCGUAUUGAACUCUAUACAACUGAAGAUCCUCAUGAACAUCUCCUUGCGCUUGAUUACCGUGAUUGCAAUUUCGCUGGACCAUUUAUACAUUGGUGCUUUAUAGCACAGAGUGACCUUGCAGAAAGUACGAAUAAACGCUUGAUCCAAGCUACAAUUACACCUGAUAGCCCAGGGACAAAGAUUACAGGGUGCGGGGCGAGUCUCAUAUACUUGGAAGAUGUGCCUAAAUUUGUCCGGAAAUUGAAUAAACACUAUAGUUAUUGCUAUCAAGGCUAUCAGCCUGAACAAGAAGAAGAUGGUAUGAGAAGUAUUCCGUCGACAAGCGGGGUUCAAACUGAACAAGAAGUACAGGAACAAGAAACUACUACUUCAACCCGGAUUGUAGGUCAAUUGAGAAGAAACGUGGAGUCAUUGCUUGAAAAACUAUUUGAGGGAUUGCAGCAAGGCCUUCCGAAACUAUAUGAUUAUGGUUUUAUUUUUUGUCUACGAGAAAGAUUACUGUGGUUUAGUGAACAAAGCAGUACAUCUGCAUGCACAGUAAACUUACGUCUUCCUCCAAAUCUGCACAACGAUGAGAAAUGGGCAGGACUUUCUCUCUACGUUGUCUACGCUCUGCCUCCAGGUCUUCCACGUUCCAGAAAUUUAUAUGAGUGUUACUUGAAUACACCUAUUGAGGCUGUGGGCCAUGAGCAAUUGAUGCAUCGCUUAGGGUUAGUAUCCCUCUGGGAUGACACUGUAGGCUCACAUCGACUCCUCAUUAUUCAUAUACCACGAGUACGUUUUCCGGAACGUCUGAAUCGCUGUCAUUUCGUUCAGGCUUUAUUUGGAUGUAGAACUCCAGGUGUGCAGGUUGAAAUGUGUGGGAUGCGUCUUGUAUACAAGCAAGAUUUGAAAGCGUUGAUCCAAACUAUCGCCCAUUGCACCAAUGAUCGGCCUGCUUAUUACGGAACUGGUGAUUUUACAGAAACCAGGAAAUAUAAGGGAAUUAGUUUGGGAGCUACAAGUUUGCUAACGAAUCUGGUUGAAGCAGCCAAAUCCAGCGAGCACAGCUCUGUCAGCUCAGUUUGUCCUCCUUUCAUGCCUAUAGAUUUCCGUCCAGAACCUUAUAAUGAGUACUCCCAACAUGAAAGAAAAACAACACCAAUUCAUCCACUACAGUACUUUGGCAAUGCCUUUUAUCCUACCAACAAAAUGAGCUCAGAUCAGAAUCAGCUCCUAGACUUUGAACGUGACUUGAAAUAUAAUUCUUGUUUCCCUCCAAAUGAGAUUGUAGAGUGGUUCGGGCAUCAAAGCAGUGGCCCCUCUGUAAAAAUCCCUCUACCAUCAAAUCUAUGUGAAGACACCAACUGGAUAGGACUGGCUUUAUGUGCAUACUUUUCAGUCCUUGACCACUCAACUACUGACCUUGACAAUUUGAACCCUGAAAUUUCUCACAACCUUACAUGUCUAUUGGAAACUGAUGAAAGUUGUCUGGAAUCCCUCCAUGGCUAUUGCACCAACAGUCAAGAAUUCAAGUGGUUGUAUCAUAUGGGAGGAUUCAUUUGGCUGUCCUAUAUACCACGAUGCUGGUUUUCAGAUCAGUUGAAAGAACAAGGCCACCUGGAGGCUUCAAUUGGAAGCGAUCGUGGAAGCUUGGGUGUGCAUAGGUGUGGGCUUCGUCUUAUAUAUCUGGAAGAUGAGGAAGGGCUUAAGGAGACCAUAAUGCACUGCAUGACCUCCUUGUCUGAUAUUAAUGAAGGAAAAGAUGAGCAAUACAAGAACUGCGAGGCAGGAUCAUCUAGUAUAACUGGCAGCAACAUUGUAAACCCUGUAAAUCCCCAUCUUGAAAGAUCAGAGGAGCCCAAUGAUAAGAAAUGGAACUUUGGUUGUCACACUAUGUAUAAUUCUUGUUUCCCUUCAAGCAUCACUCUGGAGUGGUUUGGGGAUCAAAGCAGUGGCUCCUCGAUAAGAGUCCCACUACCACCACAUUUAUAUAGAGCCACUAAUUGGAUAGGAUUGGCUUUAUGCACAUCCUUUUCAAUCGUGGAUAAUCCAACUGCUGACCUAGACAAUUUGAAUCCAGAAAUUUCUCACCACUUAAUAUGUCACUUGGAGUCGGACAGAGGUACAAUAGAACCUCUCCAUGACUAUUGCACCACCAACGAAGAAUUCCAAUGGUUGCCUUUUGGAGGAUUCAUUUGGGUAUCCUAUAUACCACGAGCGUGGUUUUCAGAUCAGUUGAAUGAAUGUGAUGUCCUGGAGGCUUCAUUUGCAAGCGAUCAUGAAGCAUUUACUGUGCACGAGUGUGGGCUACGUCUUGUAUAUCAGCAUGACGAGGAAGAGAUUAAGCAGACCAUAUUGCACUAUAUGACGUCGUUGUCAGAUAAGAAAGGAAAAAAUAAGCAAUGCCCCACGGGUGACGCGGGAUCAUCUAGUAGGCCUAGCAGCUAUAUUGUGAAACCUCAUCUCGAAAGAUUAGGAAGGCCAAGUGAUGAGAAAUGGGACUUUGAUCGUCACUCCAUAUAUAACUCAUGUUUCCCUUCAAGCAUAACUCUAGAGUGGUUUGGUCAUCAAAGCAAUGACUCCUCGGCAACAAUCUCGCUACCACAUAAUCUAAACUUAGACAGCAAUUGGAUAGGAUUAGCUGUAUGUGCAUACUUUUCAGUCCUGGAGCAUCCAACUGUCGACAUUGACAAUUUGGAUAUUCCAGCAAUUUCUCACCACCUUAUAUGUAAUUUGGAAUCAGAUAGAGACAGUCUAGAAUCUUUGCAUGACUACUGCACCACAAACGAAGAAUUCCUAUGGUUGCAUCUCGGAGGAUUCGUUUGGGUAUCCUAUAUACCACGAGCAUGGUUUUCGGAUCAGCUGAAUGAAUGCGGUGUACUAGAGGCUUCAAUUGCAAGCGAUCAUGAAGCCUUUAGUGUGCAAAAGUGUGGGCUCCGUCUUGUAUAUCAGCAUGAUGAAGAAGAGUUUAAGCAGACCAUAUCUCGUUCUCAGAUAAGGAAGGGAAAAAUAAGCAACACCCUCACCGCCCGUUGAACAGGAUCAAUGACACUAAGGGUAAACUAAGUACUGGAAUAACUUCUCCCCAUUAGCAGAUUUUGCUACCUUGGGAACUCCUCCUCAAUAUAUUGAUGCAGUCAAGCAUUCAUCUAGUUCUCAGUCGAAGUCCAUUACGAAAGUCAUUAUCUUUUACUGGUUGAAUCAAUUACAGAGUGGUUAGCUUCUUUUUUUUUUUUUCCUAUUAAAAAAAAGUGGGUUGAUUAAGUAUUUGAUCAUUAUAUGCGUUUCCACAGCUAAUUUACUACCUAUUUUAAUGGUGGAUUACAACAGAGCACUUCUUAUUACAGCUUAAUUGGGUAAUUUAGGUUAGUUACUAAAUGCUGUUCUUCUUUUGAAGCAAAAACAUGGCAAAUAAAUACGAAUUCAUACGAAUGAAAAUGCA